Molecule: messenger RNA, 5165 nt
Organism: Salmo salar (Atlantic salmon)
Lineage: Eukaryota; Metazoa; Chordata; Actinopteri; Salmoniformes; Salmonidae
Source: RefSeq, a predicted model, not a curated record
CGGAAGUCAUUGUUUUAUUACUACCAGCAGCAGCAGCAGGCAGUAAACGUUUAGAAAAUUCGAAUCAUUUCAGCAAGAACAGUAGAGGGGCAAAGUCAACUGCGAGAUCUCUGAGCUAGUAACUAGCUCUACGUUCAUUUCGAGACGAUUUUAAAAGGGAUGAAAUGUCAGGCUCACUGUGUAUACAGUGUCAGACACAAACCACUGUGUUUAGUAAGACCUGCAACAGUUGUUUCUUUAACCAUCCAAAAGAGAAGAAGAUGUUACAAGCAAUGAAGAAGUAUGAUAACGAAUGGGGCCACAAUGAUUGCACCCAUUAUAAUAAUAGCUCUCAGAUAUUGACUUCCACAAAAGUAUUGCUCUACAAAUUACACACUCUAGGAUUUGUUCCCCUUCUCCUGCUUGGAAAAAGGAGACGGGGAACAAAACAUAUCGAUAUGGAUUCCUUUUGCCCUCACCCCCAAGUCAUAAAAGAAACGGGCUCUAUUGAAACAUUGAGAAACAUUUAUUUAGGUCUUCUGAAUGUCACACUCGGCACCGAGUCCCAAUUUCAGUGCUCCCCAGUGUCUCCAGAGCCAGAAGGGACCCCCGCACCAGCCGAGGUAGAGGGAACACCUACAACAGUCGAUCCAGUGGGAACCCCUCUAUCGACAGAGCUACACAGAAUACCCAUCUCCAUCCAACUGAACGUAAUACCCACACCAACAGAAACGGGCAUACCCAACACACUAAUCAAUCCAGUGGGAACCCCUACAACUAUCAAUCCAGUGGGAACCCCUACAACUAUCAAUCCAGUGGGAACCCCUACAACUAUCAAUCCAGUGGGAUUCCCGGCACCAACCAAGCGAGACGGAAUCCCCAUAUCUUUACAACUGAACCUAAUCCCCACACCAACCGAGCCAGGCAAACCCUCCACACCAACCAAUCCAGUGGGAAUCACUACACCAACCAAUCUAGUGGCAACUCCUACAGCAAUUGAUCCAUCAGGAACCCCUGUACCAACUAUGCCAGAUGGAAUUACCACAUCCAUCAGCCUGAACAAAAUCGCCACACUAACAGAGCCAGGCAAACACUCCACAUCAACCAAAACAUUGGGAACCCCUUCACCAAUGGAUUCAGUGGGAACCCCUGCACCAGCCGAACUAGACAGACUCCCCACACCAACAGACCCAGGCAAACCCGCCACACCAACCAAGCUAGAUGGAAUCCCCACAUACAUCUGCCUGAACGGAAUCCCCACAUCCAUCUGCAUGAACGGAACUCCCACACCAAUACAGCCCAAAAUCCCCAGACCAAUACAGCCCAAAAUCCCCAGACCAAUACAGCCAAAAAUCCCCUCACCAAUACAGCCAGGCAAACCCUCCACACAAAACAAUCCAGUGGGAACCCCUACACCAAUGGAUGAAUCCUCUGACUCCUCUGAGCCCCAGGACCAAGAAAUGCAAAGGCCAAAAAGAAAAAUGUGGAGAGAUGGAGAUAUAAUCGAAGCUGAAGACAGUGCAACCACUCAAGCGCAAAAGAGAAUAAAAACCACAGAAGAGUGGCUGAACAUGGAUACGGAUAGGCCUACGGUGUCAAGACAUGCAGAGGUAGACACUGAAGUAUUAGAUCAGCUAGAAAAACACAAAGAAGAGUGUCUGAACAUGGAUACGGAUAGGCCCACGGUGUCAAGACAUGCAGAGGUAGACACUGAAGUAUUAGAUCAACUAGAAAAGAGCAGCAUUGUACAAGCAACCAACAAGCAAACUUUGUGGGCUAUAAACUGCUUCAAGGACUGGCUGUCAGAGAAACAGAUGAUAGUGGAUUUUUCAACCAUUGAGAAAUCUGAAAUGAAUGUGCUAUUGCGAGAUUUUUACUGUUCUGUUCGAAGGGGUAAAGGUGGGGAGUAUUGUAUCCCGAGCUAUAUCGGAAUCCGGGCUGGCGUGAACAGAUUCAUUAACCUCCCUCCCCUUAGCAGAGCCUGGUGCUUGAUGAAGGACAGUGAGUUUACCUCCUCUAAUAAUGUAUUUAUUGGGGUACUAAAGAAAAUCAGACGAGAGGGCAGGGACAAAACUACCCAUCCUAAGGUGAUUAAAGCACAAGACCUUGAGAUUCUUCAAAACUCUACUGUGCUAAGCCCCUACACACCCAGAGGGCUAGUCAACAAAGUGUGGUUUGAUAUCCAGUUACACUUUGGCCCCAGAGGAAAGGAGGGCAAUAGGCGGCUAACGCCACAGUCGUUUGUAAUAAAGUACGAUGAAAACGGAGCAAAAUAUGCAACGAUGACUUCCAACGAGGAAAGACCGAACCACAAAGAUGCCGAAGAGCAGAACUGGCAGAAUCGCUGUGGAAUCAUGUUUCAGAACCCUGGUAGUCACCUCUGUCCAGUCGCCUCCUUGGAGAAGUAUCUGAGCAAGAUCCCAUCAGAUGCCACCGCCCUCUACCUCCAUCCUAAGAAGAUGGUCAUCACCAGUGACAGCAUAUGGUAUAGCCAGGAGCCAAUGGGGUUCAAUUACCUUUCAUCAAUGCUGCCCCGACUGUGCCAGGAGGCUGGUACAUUGGAAAAGUACACAAACAACUGCUUACGAUCUUUGCGCGAGAUCAUGUCUGUCAGCAGAUUGAUAGUUCCUUGAACAGUUAUUGAAAACUUUCAAUGGACAACAGAAAGAGAUGUCAAAUGGGCUCACUGUGAGUCAAGGCAGUGACACACUUCAGUUUUACUUCCUACCAGCGACAUUGUUUUGGUCUUAUACACACACGGAGAGUUUGACAAGAUAUACAGUCCUCACCAUAUCUAUUUGGACUAUGUAUUUUGACACUGAGGCUAAGAUUGACAUUUUUUGCUCUAUAUUCCAGCAUUUUGUAUUUAAGAUGAAUGAGGCGACAGUCCAGAAUUUAACCUUUUGAAUUUAGAUUAUGUUUUAGGUAUAGAUUUUGUUUUGCGCUGCGACUUUACUUUUCAGAAUUGUAAAGCCUUUUAAGCUUUCUUUUCAUCAACAAGUUUUACUCUACUGGAAACUGUUUAACCAUAAUCCAUUUAGAAUAUCUAACGUUUAGAAAAACAAUCGCAGCAAUCGCCGGAUAAUAGGGGGAAUAGAUUUUUGUAUGUAUAAAAUAAUUGUUGGGGUGACUGGAAGCAAUUUGACGUUAUACUUCCUAGAUCUGUUUUUACACUGGUAGAAAAAAACAUGUCUACACCACUUUGUAGACCAUCUGUUGUGGAAAAUGGUCAUACUUACAGCUCUUUAACAAAUUAAUUGUUCCCUUCACAUAGAAGUGAUAUUUCUCUUAUUUACUGUAUCUAUUGUUUAAAGGUUAUGUACCAACUAUCUAAAAUUACCUGUAUCCCCUUAAAUUCAAGAUUUUGAAUGUAUACCUCUUUCUCAGAAAGAAAUUGAAUUUAUAAAACAAUUUUGCAAGCUAUAAUGGUAGUGCAGCAGAACCUGUUAAGAGUGAAGGUAGUAACAAGAAGCGUGGAAAACCAGAUGAGCCAAACAUAUGUUUCGGGAAGGGACAAAAGGCCCAAGAGAAGUUGUAAACCAUAGGGAACCAGGAAUUGACCGCACCGAGAGGACAUACGGGGUGAAACAACUUCAUCUGAGGGCUGAGAGCAUUUUGAUGUAGAAUAUGAGUAAUAACAACUACAUAUAUCCGAAAGUCUGUAGGCAUAGUGAACAUGAUUACAUUUAUAAUGUUGGCCUACAUGCAUAAUUGUAGCCCACUUUUCCUUCCCUGCACUAGGGCUGUUGAAUCAAGUGCACCUACCGUUAACAGCGCGAAAUAAAUAAAAUAAAUAGGAACGCAAGGCUUUAUCAGAGUUUCCAAACCAAACUGUAUUGUCUUGGGCUUUAUCGUUGUUGUUUUUUACAGAAAUGCUUGGAGAUCACGAUCGACCUGUUGGUAGCCACUGUUUUAGCCUUUUAUUUGCGAGGCACAUUGGAGCAUAAAUUGAAAUAACUUGCCCCACUAUAGGUUUACCGUUUCUCAGUAAGGUAGGGCAAAGGCCUGCAAACUACUAAACCUGAUAAUCGGCCAGAAGUACACGGAUGAGAAGAAUCCUUAGUAAAGCCCGGACUCAAGAGGAUAAACUGUCUAACAAAAUGAAUAAUUGUACAUUCUAAACCACCUGUAACCAUGAACAAAAUUGUUGGAAUGACCACACAAACUGAAAUUAUCAUUAAUGGGCUACAGGCAACCAUAUCUUGAAGUUGAAAACCACAAAUCAGAAUUUAUAUAUCCCACUUGCUACUGGGAGGAGAAUAUAACCAUUACGCUUUGAACGCAACGACAGUGUAAUUGCAUUUUGGUACACCAGAAUUACGUUCAUUUCCAAUUAAACGCUGCGUUGCAGUGCGUUCAGUGUGGUGCGUACAUUGGAUAUAUCGAACGUAUGUGUCAAAAUGUUGAACCUUUGUUGCAUAUAUAUCCAGAUGACGCUGCGUACUAUUUUGUGAAAUGUCGGUGUGUUUGAACCGUUAUACAAGAUGGAACUGUGAUGGCAAGGACAGACCUAACGUCAAUAUCCUUUGUAGAAAAACGUUUGUUUAUGAGAAUGAAUGAAAUCCCGAGAGUGAUGAGUUAGGCAGUCAGGUCUACUGAGCUCAUAAAGCAUGGAUGAAAACUUUUCUUUCAUCACUGAAGAAUCCUUUAAUAAAAUGGCAGUGAUAUUGCGAAGUAGGCUACAAUUAUGCAUGUAGGCUAACAUUAGAAUGUAAAAUCUGAAUGGCUAUGCCUGCAGACUUCAGGAUUCAUGUUUUACUGAUUGCUAUACAAUACUGAUCCGUGCUUGCCGGCAAUGGAGUGUCAGGAAAUGUAGAAACGAAAGAUCCAAGUUCAAGUGUAAUUAUUCAUCUAGCUAGCUUUAGGCUUUUGCACUCAACAUGGAAAUAUAAUUGUUGUGAUUUGAAGUUGUAUUGAAGAAUUUAUUCAUGUAACACACCGACAGUGUUAUAUUACGAUGCGCUAUAAUAUAAUCAAUAGGCCUAUGCUUUGCAUGCAGACUGUUAAAGAAUGUGACAAUGAGUAACUAUGAAUGUCUCAGAUCGAUCUAAGCAUUAAUUAUCUAAAGAUUUGGAUGUAUCUCUGUGCACUUCCUGCAAAAGAAAGUUUGACACUAGACAUUUUUGUUUUUAUUUUUAUUAUAUAAUAAAAACAUAAUUGAAUAUUAAAACAUAUAUAAUCUACUA